AUGCGUUACUCGAUAUCGACGCUUCUAUCAUUCUUACUUGUAUCUCCAGCGGCGUGCGACAGAUCGCAUCAAGCACCAGGCAAAGAUGCCAUCCUGCUCUCCAACGUCCAAACAUUGACGCUCCGAGCCAAUCGCCAAACCACAUCUCGGCGUGUCUCUCCAAUUCCGCAGCUCACUUGCGUUGGGCCGUCCAAGAAGAUUUGUAACAUGUACCAGAUCGAGGUCAUGCGCUGUACAAAUGACGGCUACGACUACGAUGCGGAAGACGUGCAAUGGUCUUGUACCGCUUCACUGCCGCCCGAGUUCAAGCUAGGCGCAACUGACGUCAUAUGUGAGGGAUAUCGAAACUCCCAGGAUAAGUGGAUUCUGAAAGGAAGCUGCGGAGUCGAGUACCGUAUGCUCCUCACGGAGAAGGGCGAGCAGCGAUUUGGAAAAUCGAGCGACGAGUACGAUUGGUCGUCCUUGCUUGGCCGGGGCAAGAAGGCCUCUGGAAAAGGUGGAAAACGUUUCGCGGAGCGUGUAGCGGACUUUGUCUUCUUCGGCUUCUUUGCCGCUGUCUUCCUAUUCAUCGCUUCGCGUUUCCUUUCAGAAUGCCUCGGUCAACGGGGCGUCCGAAGAGGAAGGGCCGCGAGAGGACGUGGUGGAUGGGGCGGCGGCGGCGGUGGUGGGAAUGGGGGUGAUGGCCCGGGUGAUGGAGGCUAUCCUGGGCCUCCUCCUCCCUACAGCAGUACAUGCUCUGACGAUAACUCCAGCUUUGGAUUGGGGAGUCAGACAUCCUCACAAGGCUGGCGACCGGGCUUUUGGACGGGAACUCUGAGUGGUGCAGCAGCGGGAUACGGACUGGGACGUCGCGGUGCCAAUAACAACACUAACAAUCAUGGAUUCUCGCAGCAAGAAAGGUCCUUUUUCGGUGGACAGCGUGACUACGACGCCGGGGAGGGCGGUUCGUCCUCACAUUCGUCACCUUCAUUCUCGUCCACAUCGACGAGUACCGGCUUCGGAUCGACGCGACGCAGAUGA
Messenger RNA from Penicillium diatomitis, 1020 nucleotides. RefSeq names its product DUF1183 domain protein. Gene Ontology annotation, cellular component: endoplasmic reticulum membrane. The record is from RefSeq and is a predicted model, not a curated record. Bases 1 to 1020 code for a protein of 339 amino acids. The transcript has a single exon. Lineage: Eukaryota; Fungi; Ascomycota; Eurotiomycetes; Eurotiales; Aspergillaceae. Gene Ontology annotation, biological process: regulation of store-operated calcium entry.